AUGGAGAGGGGAAAAGAAGGUUCUACUUUGACCAAAAUUACUAUCAAACAUAUGGAGGUGAUCAUCUCAAGGUAUAUGACCAAGGCAAACAAGUUCAACUCCUCAUGGACCAAACCACAGUUGAUGGAAGUUCCUGUGGGACAACCGGUGAUUGGUGUGAACCAUUUCGAGUUUGAUUUUGAGUUCUUCGGAACAAAUGGCAAUAUUAAUUCCACCCGUGGUUUGUGGAUGGGAUUCCGAGAAAAACAAGAGCCAUCUGGGAAUCGGGUUUCGAACGGUGCCCAUGCACGUAGAAGCCAGCAUAUGGAAUCCAGAUUGGUUGGGGAGGGCAGAUUGGUCACAAGCGCCAUACACGGCGAAUUAUCGUGGAUUUGCGAUUCAUGGAUUCCGCGCCGGAGUGCACGACCGUUUAAAUUCCGAUUCAUCGGCGUUGCCGGAAUCGGGAGAAUUACGUUCCUUCUGGUGCUCCUAACAACAUGCCGCCGAAACGCAAAGGUCGAAGAAGUCAUCCUACGCCGAGGAAAGCUGAGUCUACUUCUGAUGAGGCUGUCGAUGGUAAGCUCACAAAUUCUCGCCCGUCUGCCUGUGAAGUCCAUUGUUCGAUUCAAAUGCGUUUGCAAAACAUGGCGUACUCUGUUCUCAUCCCCACAAUUUAUCGCCAUGCAUUUCCGGAAAACCUCGGAGAAUCCCGCGAAUCACUCUCUCAUCAUUCAUGGUAUGGAUGAAGAGUUCUACCAUAAUAUGUCUUUACUGAAUGUUAAUUCUACUGAAAAGGAACCCGUUUGUGUAGUGAAUCCUUCCCCUGUGGUUCUCUACCAAAUGGACUUGGUGGGCUCUGUUAAUGGGAUGGUUUGCCUGGCUUGCCCUCCUGCUGGAAAUACGAUUGUCCUGUGGAACCCUGCUAUGAAUCUAUGGAAAGAGAUUCAACUCUCUAAAAUGUUUAGGCACAUUCAAUGUUCCAAGGAUGGGGUGAUUUUGGCAGAGACUCCCAAGGGAACCCUGUUUUCGUAUGAUCCUGAGACUAAUGGAAUCAAGGAAUACAGUGUCUCCGGCGCUCAGAAAGCAUCAUUUGAAGCAUUCAGCUACAUUGAGAGCUUGGUUCGUAUUGAGGGUAUGGAACUUGUGAAGGAACAAGAUAGAGAUGUACUGCUUCAAAGAUAUAAGCAUCUUCAACUGCUGCAAAGAUGCAACCAUCAUUGAUUCGGCAAUCCCUGAAACUUCUUAGUUAUUACUAUACACUUCUGUGGCCUUUAGAUUGUUUGUUUGUGAUUUUUCACUUUUUAUGAUCGGUGAAAUGUUUUCU
Molecule: messenger RNA, 1303 nt
Organism: Oldenlandia corymbosa var. corymbosa
Lineage: Eukaryota; Viridiplantae; Streptophyta; Magnoliopsida; Gentianales; Rubiaceae
Source: the annotation of a GenBank genome assembly